UCUUGAAUGUCGAACAUCGUACUCCUCUCCGAAUUCACAUCUUCCGGAGGCUUCAACCCCCUAUAUCCGAGCAAGAGACACCGCGAGCGAGCGAGCGAGCGUCGCAUUUAGUUUCUCAGGUCUCCUCUUCUCUUUCCCUCGAAUGGCGGGCGGUCUCCCCUCGGCCCUUAGGCGCCUAUACCUCUCCAUCUACAACUGGACUGUCUUCUUCGGAUGGUUACAAGUGUUGGUUCUCGCUGUCAAGACGCUCCAUGAAUCGGGCCACGAGCAUGUCUACAGCGCCGUCGAGCGCCCUCUCCAGCUCGCUCAGACUGCCGCCAUCUUGGAGAUCCUCCAUGGUCUUGUUGGUCUGGUUAGAUCCCCGAUAACUGCCACCCUGCCUCAGAUUGGUUCGAGAUUGUAUGUAACUUGGGGCAUCCUCUAUAGUUUUCCCGAGACUCAGAAACACAUAAUGGUUAGCUCCUUGGUAAUUAGCUGGUCCAUCACUGAGAUUAUCCGUUACUCUUUCUUUGGCAUGAAGGAGACUCUAGGUUUUACGCCAUCAUGGCUAUUGUGGUUGAGGUACAGCACUUUCCUGUUGUUGUAUCCAACUGGCAUUGCCAGUGAAGUUGGGCUAAUCUAUAUUGCACUUCCAUACAUUAAGAGAUCUGAGAAGUAUUGUGUAAGAAUGCCCAACAAAUGGAACUACUCUUUUGAUUAUUUCUAUGCCGCUAUCCUUGCUCUUGGAAUCUAUGUCCCAGGGGGUCCUCACAUGUACAGCUAUAUGCUUGGGCAGAGGAAAAAGGCUUUGGCUAAAUCAAAGAGAGAGUAGGAUGGGACAAUGAUUCUGCAAUGCCACAUGAAUUUCCAAAGCUUGUAUUUUAGUUUUGUUUUAAGCCCUGUCAACGAUAUAUUUGCUGGGAGGGGGGAGGGGGCAAGGUUUAUUUGUGCUGUCUGUGAAUUGAUUUAUUCAGCUUGCAAAGAACAAUUUAAUGCAAGUUCAGAAUUUUAAUAUACGUCUUCCUUUCAUUUUCUCUUC
This is a messenger RNA of Rhodamnia argentea, 1018 nucleotides long. Its product is annotated as very-long-chain (3R)-3-hydroxyacyl-CoA dehydratase PASTICCINO 2A. Gene Ontology annotation, biological process: fatty acid elongation; sphingolipid biosynthetic process; very long-chain fatty acid biosynthetic process. The record is from RefSeq and is a predicted model, not a curated record. Gene Ontology annotation, molecular function: 3-hydroxyacyl-CoA dehydratase activity. The coding region runs from base 143 to 811 and encodes 222 amino acids. Gene Ontology annotation, cellular component: endoplasmic reticulum membrane. NCBI's taxonomy places the organism in Eukaryota, Viridiplantae, Streptophyta, Magnoliopsida, Myrtales, Myrtaceae. The transcript has 9 exons.